GAUUGUUUAUGUGUAUGUGUCAAAACUCAAAACUCAUGUAAAUAAUAUUUUUUGAAGAAAAAAGAAGCAGAAGAAAACAGAAACUUUUAACUUGCUCUGUGAACACAGAACACUAGUACUCCUAGCGGAGCAGAGGAAUAACAUCAGAUUAACUUAGUUACGGGGUCUUCUAUAAUAACUUAGUCAUGAAUCAAAUGAACAUGCAUGUACCGAUGAACCCUGGUGGUGCCAUGGGCGCUGCUCCCAACGUACCAAUGCAAAUGCCUGUAUCUGGUCAAAUAAUGCAACAACCAUCGCCACAACAAAUGCAGCCAGCAAUGCCACAACAAACCCAACAGGAUAAAAUGGAUAAUAUAACUAAAGUCAAAACUUUAAUGGGCUCUUUACGAGAAUCACUACCGAUGACGUUAAAAUCAGCUGCUCAAAUCUUGCAUCAAAAUCACAGCGUGGAUUGUAACACACAAAAAGGGCUUGAAAAUCCUGCAUCAAGGUUUGACAAAAAUUUAGAAGAAUUUUUUUCAUUAUGUGAUCAGAUGGAAUUGCACUUGCGAACAGCAAUAACCUGUAUCCAGCAAGCGCAAUCAGCUGCUCAUUAUCUGCCGCUCACUGUUAUACCUUCUAGAAUGGACUCGGGUCCUACCUCACAAGAAACAACUUUAAGCUACCCUCAAUAUUUAAACACAGUUCGACUUCAAAUAUCGUAUGCAAAAGACAUCCACGAUACAUUAGUGGCAGCUGCACAAAAUAUAUCUCCAACUGAAUGACCGGAAAGAAAUUAAACACAAUAAUUUAAGAAUAUUAUUUAUUAAGACUAUUAAAAAUUUCAAACAAUAAAACAUUUUAAAUAA
Molecule: messenger RNA, 848 nt
Organism: Colias croceus (clouded yellow)
Lineage: Eukaryota; Metazoa; Arthropoda; Insecta; Lepidoptera; Pieridae
Gene: ix
Product: mediator of RNA polymerase II transcription subunit 29
Exons: 5
Coding region: 186-764 (192 amino acids)
Biological process (GO): regulation of transcription by RNA polymerase II
Cellular component (GO): mediator complex
Molecular function (GO): transcription factor binding; transcription coregulator activity
Source: RefSeq, a predicted model, not a curated record